Molecule: messenger RNA, 606 nt
Organism: Tetrahymena thermophila SB210
Lineage: Eukaryota; Ciliophora; Oligohymenophorea; Hymenostomatida; Tetrahymenidae
Product: transmembrane protein, putative
Exons: 1
Source: RefSeq, a predicted model, not a curated record
AUGAAUAGAAAAAAGAAUAGCUGGAAGAAUUAAAGUAUAUACAUGGACUUUUGUAUGCUAUCUGUUCAUUAAGAUCUUUAGCAAAUAUAAAAUUAAUUUGGCUAAAGAACUACAAAAACCAAUAAAAUAAAUAAGGCUCACAAAUAAUCAAACAACAUAAUAUACAAAAUCGUGUAUCAAACUUAGUCUUCUAAAGCUUAUUCGUUUCUAUAAAUUGCGCAAAAAUUAAGAUAUUAGCUACAAUUAUUAUUCAAUGAAUAUAAAAUAACUUUUAUUUCAAUAAUAGUUCACACUAUUUGUUAAUAACCACCAACAAAUCUAUCAAAUAAUUAAUCAUAUUCACAUUCAAGUUAUAUAAAAACAAUCUAUUAAAAAAUAUAUUUAUAAAAACCUCAACUAACUAACUAAUUAACUACUUAACUAAUACUAUAUUAAUUAAUAAAUUAUUUAUUUGUAAAUACAUUCAUUUACUUUAUGUACAUAUUUCAACUUAACAAAUUUUUAAAAUAAUCAUCAACUAUAUUUCACAUUCAUCUCAAUACAUUCAUUCAUUUAUUCUUUCUUUCUUUUAAAUUUCUUUUACUCUUUGUUUACGUGUUUUUUUGA